CUGGGCCCCGGUGGCGGGAGGUGGGUGCGGGCAGGCCGCGGGGGUCGGGUCGGGGCCUGCAGCUGGUUGCGGUGAGGGGGAGGAGAAGCGGGACCGGGCAGGGGGUGACAGGCGGGGUCCUGAGCGGCUCGCCCGGGUCCCGGUGCCAGAGCAGGCCCGGCGGCCUGUGACCGGCCACCGCCUCCGCCUUGCCGCCUCCUCCCGCCAUGCCGAGUCCCCGGAGCAGCCGUGAACGACGCGCCGGCGGCAGCAACAGCAGCCGCCUGGAGUUCCUCUCCCUCGUGAGCCAGCGCAGCCCCGGCGCCCCAGAGAGCCCGUCACGCCGCAGGGAGUCGGGCGGCUCCGCGGUGGCCCCGCUGCCCGAGGAGGACUGCAUGAAGCUGAACCCCUCCUUUCUGGGCAUCGCUCUCAGCUCCCUUCUCGCCAUCGACCUCUGGGCCUCCAAGCGCCUGGGCGUGUGCGCUGGAGAGGGCUCGGCCUGGGGCAGCGCACGUCCCCUCAUGAAGGUCAUCGAGGUUUCAGGGCAUGGCAUCCCUUGGCUGCUGGGCACUUGCUACGGGCUCUGCCAGAGCGACAACUCGGCAGCCAGGGAAGUGCUGCUCAACCUGCUCUUCGCAUUGCUGCUGGAUCUGGUGCUGGUGGCAGUGGUGAAAGGGCUCGUUAAGCGUCGGCGGCCCACCCACAACAAGAUGGACAUGUUCGUCACCAUCUCAGUGGACAAGUACUCCUUCCCGUCAGGCCAUGCCACCAGAGCCGCCCUGGUGUGCCGCUUUGUUCUGCACCACCUGGUGCUCGCCGUCCCACUGCGGGUCCUCAUGGUGCUCUGGGCUCUCAUUGUCGGCAUUUCAAGGGUCAUGCUGGGCAGGCACAACGUGACGGACGUGCUCUUCGGUUUGCUGCUGGGCUACACGCUGUACAGCGUGGUGGAGUACUGCUGGCUGUCCCCACUCAACGCGCCUGCCAUCUUUGCGCUCUGGAGCCAUUGAUGGCUGGGUCCCUCCCAAAGGAGGAGCCGGGUACCCAGUUUUCUAAGCGUCCACAGGGAGGGGAUACUGGGACUUGAACUCUCAUCCUAGACCCCGUCUAUCCAGCCAAGACUUCAAUGCUAGCAGUUCUGCAGGCUCCCGGGCCCACAUUCAGACGUUUGGUGCCAUCCUGCCCUCCUGACAUACCGUCAGGCAGGGUGUGCACUGACCAAGCAGCUGCGCUGAUGGAACCAUCCUGUGAAAAACCAGUCUCUGCAGAGCCCUGGGAAGGCUCAGCACAUUCAUCCAGCAGCUCACUCUUGAUACUGUGAAAUAUCAAUAUUGAUAAUGUGAAAAGCAUGCCCUUGCUGGGCACCUGUUGCAUUAGCCUGUGGUGUAUGUGGUAGCUGUGGCUUUGCAGAGAUUCCUCUGCAAUCGCCCAUGUAUCUGUAUGCUGUAAAUACACUGAUCGUGUUGCUGUCAUGAGCGUGCCCUGCA
Molecule: messenger RNA, 1463 nt
Organism: Phalacrocorax carbo (great cormorant)
Lineage: Eukaryota; Metazoa; Chordata; Aves; Suliformes; Phalacrocoracidae
Source: RefSeq, a predicted model, not a curated record